GGGGCAAGCUGGAGAACCUAGAGCAGGUCCUGCAGCACAUGCGAGAGGCCGCGGGGCGGCGACAGCAGCUGGAACUGGAGCAUGAGCAAGCCCUGGCCGUGCUCAACGCCAAGCAGCAGGAGAUCGACCUUCUGCAGAGGGCUCAGGUCGAAGCGAAGAGAGAACAUGAAGGAGCAGUGCAGCUGCUAGAGAGCAGGGUGCGGGAGCUGGAGGAGCAGUGCCGCGCGCAGAGCGAGCAGUUCAGCCUGCUGUCCCGGGGCCUGGAGGUGCUGCGGCGGGCCGGGACCACCGACCUGCUGGGCAGCCUCCCGCCGGCCCCCCUGGGAGUGCCCGCGCCCCCCGACAAGCCCUUCCCACACUUCAUGAACGGACUCGCCGCCUCCUUCGGCAAAGGCCGCGAGAGCACGGUGGGGGGCCCCACUGUGACCAGGGACCUCAUCGGGCCCCUCCCGCUCCCUGGAGACUCACCACUGUCCGCCAGGCCUGCCUUUCUGUCCAGGUCCAGCAGCCCAAGAUGCAGAUUUGAAGCAGACAUGGACAAUGACCGGAGUCCCAGCAGCUCCAAGCAGAGAUACUCAGGGAAGGUCCACCUGUGUGUCGCCCGCUACAGCUACAACCCCUUCGAUGGGCCGAACGAAAACCCGGAGGCUGAGCUGCCCCUCACGGCAGGGAAGUACCUGUACAUCUACGGGGACAUGGACGAGGACGGCUUCUACGAAGGUGAGCUCCUGGACGGGCAGAGGGGCUUGGUACCGUCCAACUUCGUGGAUUUUGUCCAGGACAGCGAGUCCCGCUUGGCCGGCACGCUGGGGAGCGAGCAGGACCAGAACCUCAUCAACCAUUCGGGGCUGGGCUUGGAGGGGGGGCGCAUUCUGGACCUGCACUCGCCCACGCACACGGACCUGGGUGUCCCCGCUGACACGGGGGCGCCGGAGGUGAGCCUCGACGACGCCGGAGAAGACACCGUGCCUUACCCUCGGAAAAUCACCCUGAUCAAACAACUCGCCAAAAGUGUCAUUGUGGGCUGGGAGCCCCCGGCCGUGCCGCCGGGCUGGGGCGCCGUGAGCAGCUACACGGUGCUGGUGGACGCGGAGCCCCGCCUCAGCCUGGCCCUGGGCAGCAGGACCAAGGCCCUGGUGGAGAAGCUCAACCUGGCGGCCUGCACCCACCGCAUCUCCGUGCAGUGCGUGACCAGCCGGGGCAGCUCGGACGAGCUGCGGUGCACGCUGCUGGUGGGCAGGGACGUGGUGGUGGCGCCCUCCCACCUGCGCGUGGAUAACAUCACGCAGAUCUCCGCCCAGCUGUCCUGGCUGCCCACCAACAGCAACUACAGCCACGUGAUCUUCCUCAAUGAGGAGGAGCUGGACAUGGUCAAGGCCGCCAGGUACAAGUACCAGUUCUUCAAUCUCAGGCCCAACAUGGCCUACAAGGUCAAGGUCCUGGCCAAGCCCCACCAGAUGCCCUGGCAGCUGCCCCUGGAGCAGAGGGAGAAGAAGGAGGCCUUCGUGGAGUUCUCCACACUGCCCGCAGGUCCCCCGGCUCCCCCGCAGGACGUCUCCGUGCAGGCCGGGGCCACCCCCGCCACCGUCCUGGUCUCCUGGAAGCCGCCCACCUUGACGGCCGCCGGCCUGUCCAACGGGGCCAGCGUCACGGGCUACGGGGUGUUCGCCAAAGGCCAGCGGGUGGCUGAGCUCAUCGCACCCACAGCAGACAGCACGGCCGUGGAGCUGGCCCGCCUGCACAGCCUGGACGCCAAGGCCCUGACUGUGCGGACCCUCUCUGCGCAGGGGGAGUCGGUGGACUCUGCCCUUGCUGCCAUCCCUCCCGACCUCCUGGUGCCUCCACCGCCCCACCCCAGAGCUGUGCCCAUGCCGAAGCCAUCAGCAAGUGCCGGAGCCCCCGAAACCAAAGAUGACCACCUGGGUCCCCACGCCCGGGCCAACGAGGGCUGGGAGCAGGGCCGGGCGCCCCCUGCCCACGGGCGCAGGCUGGAGCUGCCCGCCGGCCCCGGGCGGCGCUCGCCCUCGCCCAGCCGCAUCCUGCCGCAGCCCCAGGGGGCCCCCGUGUCCACCUCCGUCGCCAAGGCCAUGGCCCGGGAGGCUGCGCAGAGAGUGGCCGAGAGCAGCAGGUCAGAGAAGAGGAGCGUGUUCCUGGAGAGGAGCUCGGGGCGCUACGCCGACUCUGACGAGGAGGAUGGCUACUGCUCCCCGGAACCCCCGCGCCGGGGCACCUCGGUGGACGACUUCCUGCGGGGCUCGGAGCUGGGCAAGCAGCCGCACUGCUGCCACGGCGACGAGCAGCACACGGAGAGCAGCCGGGGCUCUGACCUCUCCGACAUCCUGGAGGAGGACGAGGAGGACCUGUACUCGGAGAUGCCGCUGGAGGACGGCGGCCGGAGGCGGCCCAGCGGCACGUCCCACAACGCCCUCAAGAUCCUCGGGAACCCGGCAGCGGCCGGCCGGCCGGACAGGGCGGACCCCGUGGGCCGGAGGCUCUCCCACGGCGGCGUGGGUGCCCAGCGGGCCCGGCCGGCGGCCGGCCCGGCCAUCGAUGACUACGGCGGGCGGGAGGGGCUCUCCCCGGACUUCUACGAGGAGUCGGACACCGACCCUGGCGCCGAGGAGCUGCCCGCCCGGGUCUUCGUGGCUCUUUUUGAUUACGACCCCCUCACCAUGUCCCCGAACCCCGAUGCGGCGGAAGAGGAGCUCCCCUUUAAAGAAGGCCAGGUCAUCAAGGUGUAUGGGGACAAAGACGCGGACGGGUUCUACCGCGGGGAGACGUGCGCGCGGCUGGGCCUCAUCCCCUGCAACAUGGUCUCCGAGAUCCAGGCGGACGACGAGGAGAUGGUGGGCCAGCUGCUCCGCCAGGGCUUCCUCCCGCUCAACACGCCGGUGGAGAAAAUAGCGGAGCGGCGGCGCGGCCGGCGGCCCUCGGCGUGCACGGGCAGGAUGGUGGCGCUGUACGACUACGACCCCCGCGAGAGCUCGCCCAACGUGGACGUGGAGGCUGAACUGACGUUUUGCACGGGGGACAUCAUCACCGUCUUCGGGGAAAUCGAUGAAGAUGGAUUUUACUACGGGGAGCUGAACGGGCAGAAGGGCCUGGUGCCCUCCAACUUCCUGGAGGAGGUGCCUGACGACGUGGAGGUCUACCUGUCGGACGCGCCCUCGCACUACUCCCAGGACGCCCCAGCGCGCGCCAAGGCCAAGAGGAAGAAGAGUGUUCAUUUCACACCCUAAGCAGGCCCCGUAGCCUUCACGUGAGUGGCCACCGAAGACCCCGUAGCCAUACCAGCUUCCGCUCCCUGGCGGCCGGACGCGGCGGGCUCGGGGUCGCUGUGGGGCUGCGGGAAUAAGAAAUAUGUCUCUCGAGGCCGCUGGGCCCGGAGUGCCGGCCUGAUGCUCCCGGGGCCCCGCGACCGGGCCGGCGGCGCGGGCUCCUCUCCCAGCGUCCGCGGCAGCGGAUUUGAGGCCGUCCCUGGGGACAUAUUUCUUAGAGGCCGACGGUCCGUGCCCGCGGCGAGUGUCCCCGUGUCCGCUCCCGCCUCGGCCCACAUUGCAUUGUCAGCCCCUCUUGGAAAAGCACAACCUCGCACGUUUACCAGGACACCCCCCUUUAAGGCACAGGCGCCGGCCGCGGGCUGGGGCACGUGCUGGG
This is a messenger RNA of Talpa occidentalis (Iberian mole), 3657 nucleotides long. RefSeq names its product RIMS binding protein 2 (gene RIMBP2). Gene Ontology annotation, biological process: neuromuscular synaptic transmission. Gene Ontology annotation, molecular function: protein binding. Bases 39 to 3239 code for a protein of 1066 amino acids. Lineage: Eukaryota; Metazoa; Chordata; Mammalia; Eulipotyphla; Talpidae. The record is from RefSeq and is a predicted model, not a curated record. The transcript is spliced from 19 exons.